CCCCACCUCAAUCACAUCUGACAUUCCUAAAUCACCAAUUCCUCCACAAUCAAAGAAUCACUAUACUCAACAUGUCUGAUAUCAAUCUCACAGAGAUCCAUGACCUUCUAGUCAAGGUCGCCCACCAGGCGGGCAAGAUGAUCAUGUCUGCAACCCCGCAAACGCUUGGUUCCGACACCAAGAAGAACUCUGCCGACCUUGUCACUGAAACUGACAAGGCUGUGGAGGCCAUGGUGACCUCUGAAUUGCGCACAGCGUACCCGAAGUUUGACUUCAUUGGGGAGGAGACAUACUAUCCGGGCCAGCCAUUGACUGAUGCUCCCACGUUUAUUGUCGACCCGAUAGAUGGCACGACGAACUUUGUCCACGCCUUUCCAAGCGUCUGCAUCUCCCUUGGUUUCACGGUGGGCCGAGUGCCAACGGUCGGCGUCAUUUACAACCCAUUCCUCAACGAACUCUGGACUGCCAUUAAGGGCCAAGGCUCCUUCUUGUCGCAAAACGGUGGCCCAAAGCAAAAGCUUCCUUUAAAAGCUAGCCCUGAGCCAUUGAAGGACCUUAGCACUUGCCUUGUCGGUGUGGAAUGGGGCUCAGACCGCAGCGGGAUCAACUUUGACAUUAAAGUCAAGGCCUUCGCCAAGCUUGCCGCAUCCAAGGAGCAGGGAGGUGCCAUGGUACACAGCCUGAGGUCCAUGGGCUCUGCUGCGCUUAACCUUGUCGCCGUAGCUGCUGGCCAGCUAGACGUAUACUGGGAAGGAGGAUGCUGGGCGUGGGAUGUUGCAGCGGCAUGGUGCGUCCUCGAAGAGGCUGGUGGUAUCAUGAGAAGCGGCAACCCAGGGGAAGAAGUGUCUGUGGACUGCAGGAAGUUCCUCGCUGUGAGAGGUGCACCCAGUGGCCAGCAAGAUAUUGUCGACGAAAUAUACAGGGUUCUUGGAGACAGCCGAAUGGAUUACCACCAGUAGUUGAUCUUCAUUUGGCGUGCAUUAGAUAUAUUUCAUAGCGAUUAGAUCCCCGUUUUUAUAAAAUGAGAAAUUAAAAGCAAGCUCAUGAACGUACUGAAG
Molecule: messenger RNA, 1058 nt
Organism: Pseudogymnoascus verrucosus
Lineage: Eukaryota; Fungi; Ascomycota; Leotiomycetes; Thelebolales; Thelebolaceae
Exons: 2
Coding region: 72-959 (295 amino acids)
Biological process (GO): phosphatidylinositol phosphate biosynthetic process; inositol metabolic process; signal transduction
Molecular function (GO): inositol monophosphate 1-phosphatase activity
Source: RefSeq, a predicted model, not a curated record